Messenger RNA from Linum tenue, 783 nucleotides. The record is from the annotation of a GenBank genome assembly. Lineage: Eukaryota; Viridiplantae; Streptophyta; Magnoliopsida; Malpighiales; Linaceae.
AUGACCUCAAAUUACACUUUUUGGUGUCACCAUGGGGAGAAGCUGGGUGAGUCAUUGGGGUCAUGGAAUGAAGCAACUGACAAGUCAAAUAACAUGUUUGAUAUGCUGAGAGAUCUGUAUCCUAAUGUUGAUCUUGAUGAUAAUGGAACCGCCAUGGAUAUGGAGGAUACAUACAAUGAGAGAUCAAAUGAUGAAGCAGAUAAGUUUUAUAGGUUGUUAAUUGAUUCGGAACAACCAUUGUAUGAUGGUUGCAAGAGCUCCAAAUUAACAACACUAUUAAAACUCCUUCACAUCAAGGCUCAAGGCAAAUGGAGCAACGAAUCAUUUACUAUGUUGCUCAAAAUGAUGAAAGAAGAGCUUCUGCCUGAAGCUUCUAAUUUGCCGGAUUCUUAUUAUGAAACAAAAAAAAUCAAUAAGGAUCUUGGGCUCUCAUACGUCAAGAUUGAUGCAUGUCAAAACAGUUGCAUGUUAUUUAGAAAGGAUGAUGCCAAUCUUGAUACUUGCAAGGUUGGAGUGGGAGACAUCCUCAAUGAUGUUCCGGAAUUCCUAAGUAAAGAGGAUUGGGAGUGGCUCGUGAAGGAAAAGUUCCUUUGUAAAGAAUUUAAGGAAGAGAAGUUGGGAAGACCUCCAACUGUAGCUGAGCUAGUGUUUGAGACCUAUAAAGAAGGAGACAUGAUAAAAGAUGAUGAAGCAAAUGAAAGACAUGCUAAAAUACUUGAGAUAAUGGAAGCAAAUUCGGACUUCACUGCACUUGAAGUGGUAGAAGCAAUCUUAGGAGAAUAA